AUGUUGAAUUCAACUUUAUCUUAUUUUAGUCUUGCAGCAUAUACAAGUGUUGGAACACUGAGAUAUUUUUAUUUCAUGUUAAUUGCAUUGUUAUACACAGUAAUUGUUACUGUCAACACAUCUCUGAUAGUGAUUAUCUGUAUGAACAGAGGUUUACAUGAACCUAUGUACCUGUUUCUGUGCAGCCUGUUUGUAAAUGAACUGUAUGGUAGUACAGGGUUGUUUCCAUUCCUUCUGCUUCAGAUCCUCUCUGACAUUCACACUGUUCCUGUUCACUUUUGUUUCCUGCAGAUUUUCUGCUUGCACACUUAUGGAAAAGUAGAGUUCUGUAAUUUAGCCGUCAUGUCUUAUGACAGGUAUCUUGCUAUCUGUUGUCCUCUACAAUAUAACACACGUAUGACAUCUAACAAGGUGUUUAUCUUUAUUGGUGUGCUAUGGUUUUACUCUUUUGCUCAAUUUCUAAUUAGUUUAUCCUUAAACAUCCGGUUGACACGGUGUGGAAACAUCAUAAACAGUUUGUAUUGCAGCAACUACCAUAUUGUUAAGUUGGCUUGUUCUGACAUCAAAGUGAAUAACAUCUAUGGACUUUUUGCCACUGCUGUCAUUGUAUUAGUCCCUCUGCUUCCAAUCCUUUUCUCUUAUGUUAAAAUUCUAAAGAUUUGUUUUUCUGGCUCUAAAGAGACCAGACAAAAAGCUGUCAGUACCUGCACACCUCACCUUGCUUCUCUGUUGAAUUUUACUUUUGGCUGCUGCUUUGAAAUCCUGCAAAGUAGAUUUGAUAUGAGCAGUGUACCCGGCAUGGUACGAAUCAUUCUGUCUCUGUAUUUUCUUAUCAUACAGCCACUUCUGAAUCCUAUCAUGUAUGGAUUACGAAUGUCCAAAAUACGACAAACGUAUUAA
Molecule: messenger RNA, 900 nt
Organism: Lates calcarifer (barramundi perch)
Lineage: Eukaryota; Metazoa; Chordata; Actinopteri; Centropomidae
Product: olfactory receptor 52E4-like
Exons: 1
Coding region: 1-900 (299 amino acids)
Biological process (GO): G protein-coupled receptor signaling pathway
Cellular component (GO): membrane
Molecular function (GO): olfactory receptor activity; G protein-coupled receptor activity
Source: RefSeq, a predicted model, not a curated record